Protopterus annectens (West African lungfish) is the source of this 2643-nucleotide messenger RNA. Its product is annotated as T-cell-specific guanine nucleotide triphosphate-binding protein 2-like. Bases 276 to 2105 code for a protein of 609 amino acids. Gene Ontology annotation, molecular function: GTP binding. Lineage: Eukaryota; Metazoa; Chordata; Ceratodontiformes; Protopteridae. The record is from RefSeq and is a predicted model, not a curated record. Gene Ontology annotation, cellular component: membrane. The transcript has 4 exons.
GUAGUUCAGCUGGUGGGGCCCGCCUUCCUAAAACAGAAAGUAACGCGCAGCAGGUAUAUAAUAUAAAUUAGGUCACCGAGAAGGAAGGAAGGAAACAGAUAAUGCGAAGGAACCGUGAAUUACUAAAAAAGGUAGCAACAAAAGUGUGAGUUUGUGCUUCGUGCGGACACGCACAUCAGUUAAUAAGGAAUCGGGCUGCUAAAGUGGGUCCCUUUUGCUUCUUGCUACUUGUACAACACAUCUGCAUUUUACUCUAGUUCGCAUCAGUUUUUACAAUGGGGAACUCAUCCAGCAAGGAUUAUGAUAAAUUGGAUGCUGCAGAACCCAAUACCUUGAACAUUGCACUGGUUGGCGGGACGGGUACUGGUAAGUCUAGUCUUGUCAAUAUGCUGCGAGGUUUAUCUGAUGAUGAAGAACAUGCUGCCCCCACUGGAAAUAUAGAAAUAACAAUGGUGCCUACACGGUAUCCUCAUCCAAGUAUUCCUAAUGUCUUUUUAUGGGAUCUCCCAGGAACAGGCAGCCCUACAUUUCAUGCUAAAAACUAUGUUAAAGAAAUGCAUUUCAAAAGCUAUGACAUCUUUAUUAUUGUUUCCUGUUGUCGAUUCUCAGAGAAUGAUGCUGAGCUUGUCAAAGAAAUAAACAAACUGAAUAAACCAUUUUACUUUGUGAGAAGCAAAAUCGACAACGAUAUAUUUGCAGAAGAAAAAAAGUAUGGCAAUGUUGAUCCGGAGAAAGUCAUGAAUAAGAUUAGAAAUGACUGUACUCAUAAUCUGCUCAAACUGGGAAUAGAACCUGUGAACAUAUUCUUGAUAUCAAGACUUCAUCAGGACAUGUAUGACUUUUCCAACUUACUAAGCACCUUUACAAGAGAUGAGAAGAUUCUUGAAUUUGUUUCUAAGCAAAAAUCUCAAGAAAAGAAUGAAGACACCGAGAAAUUGGUAGAAGCCUUUAGACAAGGAAACAGUGAAGCCAUUGCUGAUACUGCUGUCAAAAUUCUGACGACUAAAGAAGCUGUCACCUUACAUGUUGCUGUAACUGGAAGUACUGGAACAGGAAAAUCGAGUCUCAUAAAUGCACUGCGAGGCCUGAAUGACAAAGAUGAAGGAGCAGCUCCCACUGAUGUCAUGGAAUGCACCAUGGAACCAACACCAUACCCACAUCCUGACCUCCCUAAGGUCAUAUACUGGGACCUUCCUGGGAUGGGUGGUGCAAAUGUCACAGCAAAAAAUUACUUAGAAAACAUGAAGUUUGAUUGCUAUGAUUUUUUUAUUGUUGUUAUUAGUUCUCGUGUAAAGGAAAAUGAUAUGAAUAUAGUUGCAGAGUUAAGACGUUUAAGAAAGCCGUUUUACUUUAUGCGAAGCAAAAUAGAUGAAGAUGUACGUGCAGCCCAGUGGAAAAAUAGGUCGGUCAAUGUGGAAGAUGUCCUUGUAGAAAUUAGGAAUGACUGUGUUAAUAAAUUAAAUAAAAUAGGAAAAUUAGGGGAACAAUCAGUAAGGGUUUUCCUUGUUUCAAGAUUUGAUUUAGAGAAUUAUGACUUUGCACAGUUUAAAACUGAACUUUCAAAAGAUCUGCCAGAACACAAGAAUGACAUCUUUCAGAUUUCACUUCCUAGUUUUAGCCAUGAGACAAUAGAAGAAAAAAAGAAAAUUUUAAAGAAAAGUAUUUGGUUAGUAGCUGCUGCUUCUGGAGGAAUAGCAGCAACACCAAUCCCUGGGGUCUCGUUUGCAUGUGAUACUGUAAUGAUAGUCAGUUCUGUUUUGAGCUUUCAACUGUAUCUAGGGUUGGAUGACCGAUCUUUAAAUAGGUUAGCCUGGAGAUUUCAAAAGCCUGUUGAAAAACUGAAGAGUCAAAUCCAGAAUCCCUUACUACAGAGAAAAGUAACACGAGAUGUUAUCAUAAAAAUGAUGAUUUCAGGCUCCUAUAUUAGUUUGAUGGCUUUUGAAGAACUGUUCCAUUUUAUACCUUUUAUUGGUGGCUUCAUUUCAGCCCCUUUAUCCUUUUUUGCGACCUUCAGAAUUCUCAGUGAUGUUCUCAAUACAUUUACUAAAAAUGCUCACAAUGUAUUAGAUGAAGCCCUGAAAGAAGAAAGCCAUGCUUCCUCUUAGCUGGAAAAUAAAGACAGCAAAGACAUGCUAAAUAGUAUGUUACUAACUUUUAUAUCAUGCACAUUUAAGCUUAGAAUAAAGUCAGCAGUGGUAACCUCUUUCAGUGCCCAUACACUUGUACUCUCAAAUAAGUGGAGUUUUCAAUGCUACAAGCAAGACAAACACAAAACAAAAACAAAAGGGUUAACCUGAAAGGAAUAGUGAGCAUACAGCCAAACUUAAUAAAGAGGGGUAGUGCGAGCCAAUUCUCAUUUACAUUACAUUAACGCACUAAGUGUUUCUGUGAACAUACCAGUUUAACGUGGCUGAUAGUUUUCUGUGCUCUGCAUACACUCUCUGAGAACUUGCGCUAGCCCGCUUCAUUCAUGCUCUGCAUAUACUCUGGGAACUCAUGCUAGCCCACUCUGUUCACGCUCCACAUACUCUCUGGGAACUACACCAUACCCUUGCACAUAGGAGGUAACUCCAGUAAUCCAUCAAAAUAUAGAACCAUAGCCAUUCUUUCACAACUCUCUAAAAUUCUAGAAAAAUGCAUAUA